GAGAUUUGGCUGUCAUAUAUAUAUUUAAAAAAAAAAAAAAAAAAAGGACACGUCCAAUGAAACAGGAGCAAAAACUUGGCGAAUAUCCCGCGAGGCAGUUUGGAGAAGACCGCACCCGGAGUCUGACCACUGCUUUCUGUGUGUUGGUGGCUCUGUUUAGGGAACCAUGACCAGUAAAUUGGAUAUUCCUCUUCAUGGACCUUCGGUCAACAUUGUGAGACAGUGUGGAUCUGCUCUGAGUGACAUCAUACAAAGCAAAUUUGGAUGUGUGGCCAUUAUCGAUGGCGUGAGUUUUGAAGAAGACCUGAGCAAUGUGCAGCAGAGAAGGUCAACUGUUGUCCCAAAAAAAAAGUGUGACUUUACACUGCGUGCAGGUAUUAAGGUGUCUGUGUGGAAGGCUGAUCUCACCAAUUUCCAGGUGGAUGCUGUUGUGAAUGCUGCUAAUGACCAACUUAAGCAUUAUGGUGGGCUUGCUUCAGCUCUGUGCUCCGCUGGUGGUCCACAAAUCCAACGACAGAGUGAUGAUCACAUCAGAGUGCACGGUAACCUGAAAACGGGAGAUGCAAUCGUCACUGAUGCUGGGUCACUACCAUGCCGCAAGAUAAUUCAUGCUGUGGGUCCCCAACUGUUCGCACAUCACAGUAAAUAUGAUGUUGAUCGUGCUGAACCGCUGUUAGAGAAGGCCAUCAGGAGCAUUCUUGACAGAGUUAAAGAAAACCAUCUGAAUACUGUUGCUAUUCCUGCUAUAAGCUCCGGACUGUUCAACUACCCCCUGCCGCAAUGUGCAGACACCAUAGUGAAAACCUUGAAAGAGUACUAUGAAUUCUCUUCAGGAUAUUUUCCUAAAGAGAUCAUGCUUGUGAACAAUGAUGAUCCUUCAGUCAAUGAAAUGGAGAGGGCCUGCGCUCAGAUAUUAGGCUCCCAUGCUCCUGUGACAUACAGUCAACCAACAGCGCAAGGCUGGAGCAAAGGUAGUGCCAACACCUCAGCACUUAAUGCCCAGAUUGAAAAUGUCCAUGUCACACUGAAGAGGGGUUACAUUGAGGAACAGCGGACGGAUGUCAUUGUAAACACAGUAACAAGCCGAGACCUGAACCAAGGUCAAAUCUCCAAAGCUUUACUGCAGAAAGCUGGUAAUGGGAUGCAACAAGAAAUGAAUGCAGUUUACAGCAACAAGAGAGGAUAUAUGGUCAUCACACAUCCCUACAAGCUACAGUGUAAAGAGGUGUAUCACACGAGUUGCACUGAAAACUAUCGAAGCCCAGCACAGCAGACUCUUUCCAGUUCAGUAUUGGAUUGCUUAUUGACGGCACAAGCAAAAGGCCAUAAGUCAAUUGCUUUUCCUGCCAUCGGCACCGGAGGCCUCGGGUUCAAGAAAAAGGAAGCUGCCUGUGCCAUGUUAGGAGCAGUGAAAGAAUUCGCCACAAAGCUACUUAAGAUGGAGGUUUAUUUUGUCAUAUUUCCUUCUGAUGAUGAGACGUUUAAGGCUUUUGAGGAACAAAUGAAACAACUCAAGGAAAAGACAUCUCAUCCCAGCUUCACACAUGAAACUGAGCGCAGAGAUGACUUCCAUGGCAGCAGAGCUCCCCCUCCACAGAUCACCCUGAGGGCAUCCUCUGAUGCAGCGACACGCGAGGCUGAACGAUGGCUCCAGGGCCUUCUCUUUGGAUCCCCUGGCGCUGUCGUCAUCAGCAACAACUUCAUCCAGCACUUCGGCGAAGAAGAACAUCGGCAGCUAUCCCGGCUAAUGAAAAAGGCUGUUUCCAUUGAGGAGCUCUUUCAGAUUGGCCGUGCAAGCAUAAUUGUACACGAGGGUUUAAAUGAAGAUGUUGUAGUUGCUGCGUUGCAAGUGGAGGCCAUGCUUUGCAACAUCCAGAGGAAGUUUAUCGCAGAGGAAGAGUCUGCCAUGUUUCUGAUCUCGCGUCAGGAUGUGUCCUUUGAAAGAAAGAUGAUUGAUUCCUCCUACCCCGAGUUCUCAGUCAGGUCAUUUGACUUCACAUCUAGGGAGCUGGACGUAGUGAAGGUGGAAAAAGUGGAGAACGCUGCACUGAAGAUGUUGUUUGACCUCAAGAAAAAACAGCUAGGCUGCUCCACUUCUCAAAAAAUGUUUCAGUGCAUAUCUGCACAGUUCUGUGAGAUGGUUAGCCAUAUUGGAUUCCAUGCAGAGUACGCACCACCUGAUGACCCUGCAUGUGGAGAGGGUAUCUACUUUGCCCGCACAGUGAGAAAGGCCAUGGAGGUGUGGAAGCAGCCUGACAACGAGUAUCUGCAUUUCGUUGAGGCCGAGGUGGUGACAGGAAAGUCCUGCCCUGGUAAACCAGGUCUCAUUUUGCCACCCGCUGUGGGGUCAGACCCACAGAUUCGGCAUGACAGUGUGAGUGGAGGACCUGAUAUCUCGGUCAUAUUCAGUGGUUAUCAAGCUCUGCCCACGUACAUUAUCACCUGCAAGAGGUUCCGAAGAUAAUUUUCUUAAACUUUAGCAGAUGCAGGAAUGCUAGAAUAGUGCUAGAGAAAACUAAACAAUUAGAGUUUGAUUCUUCUAAAACAAGUUGAAGUGCAUUCUUAAUGAAUGUAUUUACUAUAGGAAAGAAUUGGCUGUUGCACUUGAAAUCAUAUAAUGGAGACCGAUACCACAUGUCAUGUCACAUAAAUGUCAAAGAGGAAUCACAAAUGUUCAGAUAUUUUUCUUAUUUUCUAUAAAUCCUUUUUAUCCAGCUUAAAUUUCGUUUUUCAUUCUAACUUUUUUUUUUGAUUAACAUAUAUUUUACAUAGCAGCACGAUCAUUUGUCUAUCAAUCAAACAUUCAACUUUACAAAUUCACUGUGUUAUAGCAAUAGCAUACCUUUAACAAUAUUAAUCAUUUUAGUGGCACAUAAUACUAUAGGUGCAAAUAUCACUGGGGCAACUUAUUCUACCAAGUUUUAUGUUGAUUUCAUUUAAUUAAGAGGACUACAGGUUGACACAUAGGGGAUUUGCAUUAAAGAUGAUUGUAACCUAAUUGUUAAAUGCUGACAAAAUCAAAUUGUGUGUGAUGCUGAUAUACCAAUAAAAUGUUAAAAAGUUG
This is a messenger RNA of Dicentrarchus labrax (European seabass), 3064 nucleotides long. RefSeq names its product poly(ADP-ribose) polymerase family member 9 (gene parp9). Gene Ontology annotation, cellular component: cytoplasm; nucleus. Bases 167 to 2464 code for a protein of 765 amino acids. The record is from RefSeq and is a predicted model, not a curated record. NCBI's taxonomy places the organism in Eukaryota, Metazoa, Chordata, Actinopteri, Moronidae. Gene Ontology annotation, biological process: negative regulation of gene expression; positive regulation of type II interferon-mediated signaling pathway. Gene Ontology annotation, molecular function: transcription corepressor activity; ubiquitin-like protein ligase binding. The transcript has 8 exons.